ACGGCGGCGCGGGGCACGCUGGGAGUGCUCACCGGGAGCCCCGUCGGUGGUGCGGGAGCUGCGCUCCGCCGCACGGCAGCGGAGGGAUGUGGUACGAGAUCCUGCCCGGUAUGGCCCUCAUGGGUGUCUGCCUCGCCAUCCCCGGCCUGUCCACCAUGUACAUGCACCGCUGGAGCAACGGCGGCAAGGAGAAGAGGAUCGCCCGCUAUCCCUACCAGUGGGCGCUGAUGGAGAGAGACAGGCGGCUGUCGGGGGUCAACAAGUACUACGUGUCCAAGGGUCUGGAGAACAUAGACUAAGGUGAUGGAUCUUCUGAAGAAUGAUUUAACUCUAAUAAAGACAUAUAUGUAUGCAAACCUUG
Molecule: messenger RNA, 361 nt
Organism: Melopsittacus undulatus (budgerigar)
Lineage: Eukaryota; Metazoa; Chordata; Aves; Psittaciformes; Psittaculidae
Gene: NDUFA1
Product: NADH:ubiquinone oxidoreductase subunit A1
Exons: 3
Coding region: 87-299 (70 amino acids)
Source: RefSeq, a predicted model, not a curated record